CACAAUCAGGAGUACCUUUCGUAAAGUUUUGAUAUAUAUAUUUUCAGUUUUGAACAUGGGGGAAUCUCCCAACCAUGGCCUGUCAGACUAUGACUACCUCGUCAAAUUCCUUGCCUUAGGGGACUCGGGUGUUGGCAAGACAUCUCUCCUAUACCAAUACACAGACAAUCUCUUCUCGGGAAAGUUCAUCUCAACUGUUGGUAUUGACUUCAGGGAAAAGCGAGUGAUACACAGAGCCCCAGGUUCAGAUGGUACUUAUGGACGAAGUCAGAGGGUUCAUUUACAGUUGUGGGACACUGCUGGGCAAGAGAGGUUCCGAAGUCUGACGACUGCAUUUUUCCGGGAUGCCAUGGGUUUUAUACUGCUUUUCGACCUCAGCAAUGAACAAUCCUUCCUUAAUAUUCGAAACUGGCUCACGCAGCUCUCCACCCAUGCCUACUGUGAAAACCCGGACAUCAUCUUGUGUGGGAACAAGGUGGAUCUGGAGGAUUCGAGGAUGAUCACAGAGGAACGGGCUCGGGAGGUGGCAGAAAAACAUGGACUUCCAUACUUUGAAACAAGUGCUGCCACUGGUCACAACGUUGCCAAGGCGAUAGAAUGCCUACUGGAUAUGGUGAUGUUAAGAGCAGAAAGAUCUGUGGAUAAGUCUAUUUUUAACCGUUCUAAAAAUAGACAAGGGUAUGAAGUAGACGAGGCCAGCAGUGAAGGCGGAUGUGGCUGCUGAUUGGAUGAUAUUUUUAGAAUUGUGUAAUAUGCUUCAUUUAGAAUUUCAAAACAAAAAUCAAAUCAACUGUAAAGGCUGAUGCUAGAAGGAAACACACACAUAUAUAUGACAGUUCAUGUACUGAUAUUGUUAGAGCUUAUUUGCACACAGCUUUGAACUGAUUUUGACAACAACCAUCUUUUUAUAGUUCCAUUCAUUUUCCACAUAUUUUAUGAUGCUGUUUUUUCUCCAAUCCGUUCGAAUUGCGUUAUUUGUUUUUUUCAUUUUGAACACUUACCAAGCAGUAAAUGAAUGAUAUAUACUUACUUGAAUAGAAAUUCAAAAAUAUAAGAACAUUAUGUCAUCAUCUAAUCUUCCAUACCAUCAAGUACAACUUGUUUGGAAAAUGAUCUAUUUUCUGUCAAUUCUUUUCAAAUGUUGAAGAGAGAAGAAAUUUCAUUUGAUAUUUAGAUUUUAUGAAUAGUUUGUUCGUAUUUUACCCAUUGUUCAAAUGCCGUGCCCAAGUAUAAGGGGCGAGAAAGUUCUUUAUUGUUGCAUAAGCCUAUUUAUAACAUUUCUAUUAAACUUGUUGACUGGUAUGUAUCUCUCUGUGCAAUAUGAACGCUUUAAUUAGAGAAUCAUUAACGUUUUUUCUUCAAUUAAAUUAAUCUGCUCUCUAUUUCAUUUGUUUAAUCAUUUCAUAGAAUAUAGAGCAUGGUUGUUUGCAAAUAAUAAAUAUGAUGCAUAGAAUCAAUCUCAUAUUUAUAGAUUAUGUAAGAUAAUAUCAUGUAUGUAAAAUGGAUGGACUUCCUGUCUUCUUGUUUCAUCGUUUAAAGGCACUAGACACCAGAUGAUACCGUUGCAGUAGAAAUAGAUGAUGGUCAAAAACUUACAUAAAGUUGACAUCGUUACGUAUGACUCAUUGAAUCAUACUUAUUGGUGCUUAUGAUGCAUGUAUCUUUCACCCUAUUUUUAAACGUGUAAACUCAGCUGAGACGGUGACAAAAUAUUCUUUAAAUCAUGUGAAAUGAUGUAUUAUUGGCCUCAUAUUUUGCUCAUAUUGAUAAUUAUGGGCUUGUUUUGAGGAAAAACUGUAUUUGUGGAUUUUGGGACCAUCUGGUGUGUAGUCCCUUUAAAGAGCAGCACAUGUUGAACAGUACAUUUUUACAAUGUAUAAACCAAAAUUAUUGAUGUUGGGUAAUUGUUAGGAGAUAUUUUCAAUCUAGUUGUAAAUAGAUUUGUUGAAGACAUUUAAAUUUAUAUUUACAACAUGGAUUCUUUUUUCUUUGGAUAAUAUUAAUAUUUUGGUUGUUUUAUUGCUCCCAUUUAAAAAGUGAAAUGUUCAUGGCUAGUGAUCCCAUACAUUUUUGUUAAUGUUUGAAGGGCUAAUUAAGUUGAUUUUUGAAGUAAAUAUUUCAAAUGUUUUGCAAACUUACUAAACAUUCAAAAAGAUAAGAUAUUGAUAAGCUCGCCUGUGUUUUCCUAGUUGAUGAACUGUUUUUGACCAUCAAGCUUGCCUGUGUUUUCCUAGUUGAUGAACUGUUUUUGACCAUCAUUUUGCUCAAUCUCUGAAUAAUUGAAUAAUCUCAAAGAAAUAUAAAUGAUAAAUAUUUAUGGACUUUCAAAUAUUUUCAGAAAUCCCCAUGAAAGGUGAUUAUUAAGUAUUUAUGUAUUUCAAAUUAUUCCAUUUGGAGACAAGGAGAUAAAUAUGAAUUUUUGUAUUUUGAAUUAUUCCAUUUGGCUGGACUUCUCAAGCUUCAGCACCCUUCCAAGAAAAAUUAUCUUGAACUAGCCCGAAUACAGUUAAGUUCAUUUGACAGUGAGAUUAUAGCCCAUAUAAGCCUGGUUAUUUAAACUGGCAAGGCCAAAAUAUUUUUACAUUCCCAAGCCGCCUUGUGCUAAAUUUGUUCACUGCACCAUUGUAUAAGAAAAAGCUGUUGCCUUGUAUCCAUAUUAUUCCUGAAUUUGUUUAUUGAACCAGCAUAAUUCCCAACCCUGACUUAAUUCUUGUUCAUUGCUCAUGUUUUGCAAUAGACCUAACACUAUGUUAAAAUGCUGUAGAUCUGGGGGCCGUUUUAUCAGGAAACCUUAAGUCAGAUUUUGUUCCUAAGAAAGAUUUUUAACAAUGCCAAAGUAAUUUUGAAAAUCUUUCUUAGGUACAAAAUCACAUCUUAUGAUUCUAGAUGAACCCGCCCCAAGAACCUCAUAUUAUCUCGUUUUUUUUUGCCUUUUUGGCUCGAAACAACCUUGUUCUCUAUGUUUUACCUCCUUUAUGUGUUGUUCAAAACUCAUGCCUGUGAUCCUCUUGAAUAUUUCUUCCAGAUUUCUAUUUUUAUUCAAUAUGUAUAUUGUUAUAUUUAUUAUAAAAAUUUGCAUAUACAUGUAUACUUUAUAUUGUUAUGGCGCCUUAAUACACUUUUAUUUGUUUGGUUUAUGCCAGGUACCAAACCACAAUAUAUCCUUCCUAAAUCGCUGGUGGUUCAUAGAGUAAUAUCAUGAUAUCACUCACUGUUUUGAAAAUGUGGCCCUUUCUUCUGUGUAACCAUAAUGAAAUGUUAGCAGGUACAAAGCUUGGAUGAAAUAGUAGUGACAUCAUUUCCAGAAUGCGUUAGCAGGUACAAAGCUUGGAUGAAAUAGUAGUGACAUCAUUUCCAGAAUGCGUUAGCAGGUACAAAGCUUGGAUGAAAUAGUAGUGACAUCAUUUCCAGAAUGACUUGAUUUCACAAAUUAUUAAGACGUGCUUUUGCAAUUAAAUACCAAUUAGCUUCAUUCUGAAUUAGUUUAAAAAAUAAAAUAAAAAUGUUUGUUUCAAUGGAAUUUUCAUUUAAUAAUAAUCUUGUGCACUGAAAGAUCACACGUUGACUUACACUUUUUUGACAAUACAAUAGGAAUACUCAGUUAACCUUCUUACUCUGCACACUUUUAACAGCCCUACUGCAUUCAUACCCGAUAAUGAAAACAUUCACGCAAUUUAUUCUUUAAGACACUACAAUAGGAAUACUCAGUUAACCUUCUUACUCUGCACACUUUUAACAGCCCUACUGCGUUCAUACCCCGAUAAUGAAAACAACCACACAAUUUAUUCCUUAAGACACUACAAUUGUAUACCGUUGUUUGGUACUUCUGGCAUUAACCUCAUACAAAAUUCUUUGCAGUUGUAUAAGGGAUGCUUUCUGGUGCUAUUACCUCAUACUGUCAUCUGGAAACAUACUUUAGACUAGAUAUUGUCCGUUGUGUGCGUACCUGGCUGUUCAAUGAAGUUAUGGUGUCGUUGAUAUUACUUUCCAUCUCUUAUUUUCAGCUCUUUAUUCAUUCCAUCUGCAUUUAUUUCCAUAUGAAUGUCUUUUUUUCAUGCCUUUGGGUGAAAUAUGGCGUUUUAUCAGUGAAAUAACAGCAGUGAAAGUUUGAUAUUUUCAUUGCAAACAAAGGAGUGAAAAUAUCAACUUUAAAUACUCCUUUUAAAAUCAAAUGUAGUUACUUCCCUUUGAUCGAACCGAGAAUACCUCAUUUUUGAACCAGUUAAUAAUAUCGAAAUAUUUGAUCAAGGAUUGCAUAUGCUCCAAUAAAGAUUUUAUUCUACAAAUAUCCUACAUAUAUCAUGUGGUGAAAUUGAAAAUUAUGAUAUUAUUUCACUAAAGUGACUUAAAACAUUUUACUUUCACCUUUCAAUAUACGUUUAUAUAACCUUCUUUUGUUUAUAAUUUAAAUGCAUUGUAAAAGGCCCUUUACUUAGGAUGUAUCCAAUGGUGCUAGUUAAAAAAAACUCCAAAUUUUUCUUUUUUGAAAAUGUAUGGCAAAUAUAUCAUUAAAAGCUGCAAAAUGAUUUUUAAGGAUGUACUAUAUUACAAAUUAACCAGGUAGAGAAAUAAAUGCAAACGCUUUUAUUUUAAUAUUCUUUUUAUUCAGAUUUAAUUUAAAGGGUGUCUUUAUGUAUUGAUUUUAGGCCAAGACCAUGUUCGUUCUGAAAUUUAGAUGUCUAGAAAGUUCGCUAAGAUAUGUUUUUUAUUUUCUUAUUCUCAUUUCAAACUUGUAAUCUUUAUCCAACUGCAAAGAAUUUCAUUUGAUGUCAUAAACAUGUGUUCGGUAAGUGACAUUGUGUACAUUCUUACAUGUUUAAGUAUUGUGUUAAUCAUGUAAGACGGUGUAGCUUUACAUAGAGUUGUACAUGUUGAUAAAGGCUUAUAAUUCGCGAGGGAUUAAUCUCUACGAGUUUUGAAAAUUUAAAACUUAAGAAAUUACGACUGAUUGUUUUAUGGUUGUUUCUUGUAAUAAAAUAAUAGCGUCGCAAAUGAUGGCUUCGGUCAUUUUUUAAUCUCGUACAAUUAACAAAUAUACAAAGACAAAAAAUGCAAUACAAACUGUUAUUUCGCAACAACAAAGCAUUCUAUAAUGUUAUUGUUUUCUCUGAAUGACUAUUGAGCAGUAUAAUUAUUUUCUUGUUUUCUAUGGAAAAUGGCUGAGUGGUUCCGAAUGUUUGUGUUCAUAUUCUUUUCAUACUAUACUAUUUUUCAUUCUUUAUUUAAGGGGACCAAACUGCUUUUAUUGAAACCAAGGCUCAAAUUUCACGAACUGGUCUUCGUAUAAAUUGUUAUAAUAUUCUCAAGACUUAAAGACUUUUUAUUUCAGAUAAUCACAAGCUUUUUUUUGUUUUGUAAAAAGCAAGUUUAAACUAGCUUUUUGGUUAAACAACUUAAAAUAUUUAAUUGAUUGAAUGAAAUUUGGGCCUCAAAUAUAAGUUGUCAUCUAAUUUUAUAAUCUGAUAAGAAUUUAAACUCUCAGGGGUUUAGGACCUUCAAUUAUUGAUUGAAAAUUGUUUGCACUAAAAUGAAAUAAUUGCUGAUGAUAUUUCCUGCCAUUGACUUUGUAGAUGUGUAUGGUUUAGAAUUCAUUUAUAUUUACUUAGAUUUUUGUUUUUAAAUAUAAUGCUAGUAAUCUGUAACUAAGAUAUUAUCUAGAUGUGUAUUAUUUUGCAACCAGCUACAUUUUUCAUACAUUGCUACAAAUUGAAAAAAACAACACAUUUAUAUAUAAAACUUCUUUGGUUUUGUAAAAUCUAUUUUAAACUAGCAUUUUGAUAAAACAAUUAAUAUAGUUAAUUGAUUUCAUUAAAUUGGGACUUGAACAAUAAUUAGUGAUCCAAUUACCGUAUAUAACUUACUAAGAAUUUAUACUCUUGAAGGUUUAAAAUCUUCAAUAAUUGAUUUAAUAUUUUUUGCACGUAAAUAAAUUAAUUGCUGAUUAUAUUUCCUGCCAUUGACUUUAUAGUUGUAUAUGGUUUGAAAAUCAUUUAUAUUUACUUAGAUUUUUAUUGUUUAAAUAUAAUACUAGUGAUCUGAAACUUAUAUAUAAUCUAGAUGUUUAUUUUUUUUCAAUCAAUUAGACAUGUUUGAUACAUCGCUGAAAUUUCGAACUUGUUUGUAUAGAAUUUUAUUAGAAAGCAUGCAUUUACAUAUUGCAAGACGGCAUUGUUCUGAAGUUAAUUAUUUAGGGCUAUUUCACUUAAACAUAACCCCCUCCCCCCCUAGUGGGAGAGGCAAUUGUUUUCAUAGUAUAUGGGUGGGUGUCUUUUUUAGCAAACUUGGACCCCAAAAGGGUAAAUUUGCUACUGUAGGGGGGUGGCAUAAUUUAUUAGUGCCUUCUCCCAGGGGUUAUAUGCUUAAAUGGAAUAGCCAUAAAAUUAUGUUAUGUUUGUUGAAGAUUUAUAUUCAUUUGUAUAAAUUGAAAUUCAUUUUCACAAAUUCAGUAUGUGCUCAGCUCUGUGUUCAACCAUGAAGAUACUACGCAAUUAAAUCUUGUUGUUUUCUUUUUUAUGAUAUUAAAUUCAGCUGAUUGGUGUAAAUAUUUAUAUUGAUGGUUAUAGAAAUACUUCAUUUGUAAAAGGUAUGGGUACAACUAUUUAAUUUCUAUAUCUACAAAUGAUGUGAGACAUUCCUUUGAUUAUUCUGACAAAUCAAAUUCAUUUCUGCCCUGCCAAUCAUUAGUACAAAAAAUAUAGUGAAUUCAAAAAGGUGAACAUUUUUAGUAUACAAAAAAAACAUCUCUAAUUUUGUCAUUUGGUGGGGGGGGGGGCAAAUUAAAUAAUCAGUACGCCUGUUAAUGUUUGUCAAUUUGUUGUUUUGGAAACAACAACAACAAGAUGAAUGUUCUCUGCCUUCUAUGGCGUUUUUCUGCAUUUUUUGACAUAUACAUAUUGAGAGUUUAUGUAAAAAAAAAAUCAAACCAAUGAACUAGUUGACAAAUUUGGCUAUUUUAAGCUAGUUUUGUUAUGGUUUGUUUUGGCGUUUCUCAGAUUUAUUUUAUUGAUGUGCAAUUCCCAUCUGGUUGUGACGUGAUGCUACAGUAAAUCCAUUUUUACGUGAUUGACAUCGUUGAUGAUACUGAGCUUUAUUUGUCUGUAUUAUUUACAGUGAAAUGUAAUAUGCCACUAUGAAUGAAUACAGUCGAACCCCGUUGGCUCAAACUCCCAGGGACCGGCGAAAAUACCUCGAGCCUCGGAAAAUUCAACUUGCGGGAAUGCUUAACGUGAGUAUAAAUAAAUCCGUUUUGUACAUCCAGUUCGAGACAAUGAGGAAUUCGGGCCAAACGAGUUCGAGUCAACGGGGUUCGACUGUACCAUAGUUAUGAAAAGUACUAACUUCUUUUCUCCAGACAUUCAUUCCAUAUAAUAAUGAUAUAACUGUUUGUUCUUUGUGAGUAUACAUUCUCGUGACUAAUGUUUUCAAUGAUGUACAUUCCAGUUUCCUUUUUUUUCCUUUUCUUCGGUAUCGGAAAGGUAUAUACUUACAUAAAUGUGUUCUGUCGGUUUUGGAAUAUUCAAACUUCUUGUUUAAAUUUAGAUUAAAGUAUAUAAAAAUAUAUUAAAAUGUAUUUAUUUGCACACUGAUAACACUUUUGCUUCUUAUGCAUGUAUACAUAUUUGUUUUACUUAUAAAUACUUGUUAGAUAUUAAUAAAAUUAUUAUUGA
Molecule: messenger RNA, 7667 nt
Organism: Mya arenaria
Lineage: Eukaryota; Metazoa; Mollusca; Bivalvia; Myida; Myidae
Product: ras-related protein Rab-27A-like
Exons: 6
Coding region: 56-724 (222 amino acids)
Biological process (GO): melanosome transport; positive regulation of exocytosis
Cellular component (GO): secretory granule; melanosome
Molecular function (GO): GTP binding; GTPase activity
Source: RefSeq, a predicted model, not a curated record